AUGUGUCCAACACACACAGAUCUGGGACCGCGAAGGGCUGCCCAGGAGACACAGCGAAGAGCGGAGAGAUCGGCGUGGCUCGGCGAAGAUGGCGGCAGAGGCGAGGGCCAGUCCAAAAGGCGCCACAGACAAGAUCUCGAUUCUCGAUCUUCCAGGCCCGAUUACCGCGUGAAGGUCGCUGAUGCGCUGACAAAUACUGCUGGUACGUUUGACAAAUCGCGGCGGCUGGAGCAUGAAAUACCAAUCCUCCCUGACCUGACUAAAGAUUACAAGCAGCAGCACGCAGCUAUCCAAGAAUGGUCCUGCUGUAAUAUGAUUGUGGUGAAAGCAUAUGCGAUCACAGCCAGAGAAAGUGCAGCACCUGAGAAGUAUGACUUCAAGACGGGCAGUCGUGUGGUGGAGACAGGCAGAUCACGGAACGCGAAGGCGCGCAAGACUUCAUCCUCAAGCUCAAGGAUAGUGUUGGAACAACGGUGCGAACGGCGCGGGGCGCGUUUGUCCACGGGCGUAGCGAUGCCCGGGCCUCCGGCCCCCGGCUACUCGCGCGCCCAAGCUUUUGAGCUCAUUCCUGACGACGCGGGUCAGCGUGUUUCAACAGAUAGCACUGCGACAGGGCGCCCAGGACAUAACGAAGGGCGACUGAACCAAAUGCCAAUUAAUCAAGCUCUACAGACAGAGUUGUUAUCUGCUCACGUAUUGGAGGAACCCGGACCAUCCUCUGUAGGAAGAACACCACGCUUGAACGAGGACGUCCUGACGCACAUUGUGUCCUACCUCUCAACGCACGAUGCUCUCAACAUGUCUCUCACGUCUCGCGACAUCUAUACCAUCGCAAAGCGUCAUGCUCUUUCUGUCGUGACAAUGCGGAGCAACGCAAUAGUGCGAAUUUGCACAUACAUGCUCGACGACAUUCCUGGUCGCCUACAUUGGGUCCGCGAGCUUCAAGUGUGCUUCCAUAACAUUGACGGCUGCUUUUUCUUUGCCGUCGAAUUAAGCGACACCGCAGCACGCCUGCUUGUAUCUCUCUUCGAGAACGCCAUCCAUCUCAAAUCUCUCCGGAUCCCAUACUUGGUCGACACGUUGCUGCUAACGCAGCCCCGCAUUGCGCCCGCCCUCUCAGCAUUGCACCACUUAGAGAUUCUGGAUCUAGAAUUGAGCCCCGCUGAGAGCGAGAGCGAGAGAAACGCAGAAGUAUUUGCAAUACAGAGAGAGAUGCUGAGGGAGAUGCGUAGCAGGCCGGUAGAGCUGUCACUCUGGAUCCCGUCCUUCAGUGACCUUUCUAGUAUCCAACAUAUUCAGACCAUCAGACGUCUCACUCUCUCGCGACUCAACUCGCAUAACGAAGAGUACCCAAAUCAUGCCCAAGGGUCACAACUCGUAUUGUCCUGGCCCACUGUUUCGAGUUUGACUCUGAAUAGAUGUCGACUCUCGAUGUCCCAGGCGGUCCGAGCUUUCCCCAAUCUGCGAGAACUAUGCGUGCGGUAUCCAUCAUCAGGUUUGACUUCGACGAGCAGCGUAUGUUGGCCACACAUGGACUACGUCAAGGGUCCUAUAGCGCUCUUCAAGGAAUGGUCAUUCAAUUGCCAUGUGCACUAUCUCAUGAUGACGCCGAUGCCCUACUUCGAGUCCGCCGAUGACGUUACCGUGCUGGAUACGUGUUCAAGACAGCUCAACAAUUGCUCUGCUCGUCGGUACAUUGGUUAUCUCAGAUGUCGACCCACUUCGUCUUAUGCCACUGCGGGCUUGUUUGUCGAAAGGCUGAAGGGUUUCAUCCUCAAAGACAACAUUGCGACAGGAUGCUCAGGAAACACAACGAACAGCAGCAAAGAUUGUCGCAGAGGUGAGGACGACGCAAUCAAGGGUGAGGGUCGUGAUAGACGCACCAAACGUGUUACUGAGAGGCUUCGGCAAUGGGAGAUGCGCCUCGGCCACGCUCCACUGCCCAUCGCGCGCGCACAAUCGCCGAACCCGCCGCCAUUACUGAAUGAAUGUCCUCGCCACCACUUCCAGCAGACACAAUAG
Messenger RNA from Postia placenta MAD-698-R-SB12, 2022 nucleotides. RefSeq lists its product as hypothetical. The record is from RefSeq and is a predicted model, not a curated record. Gene Ontology annotation, molecular function: protein binding. The transcript has 8 exons. The coding region runs from base 1 to 2022 and encodes 673 amino acids. NCBI's taxonomy places the organism in Eukaryota, Fungi, Basidiomycota, Agaricomycetes, Polyporales, Adustoporiaceae.